UCGCGGCAGCACAUUUUGAGCACGUUGGGCGACGUACCUCCCAGUCCGCACGCAGCACACUGUGGUGCAGGUGUUUUGCAUAAGGGAGUUGCUUGCUUUCGUCUUACCGGUGUGCCCGACGCUACCUGAAGUCAUGGCUGACCAGGUGGCUGCCAUGUGCGAGCAGCUUAUGAAAGCUGUGAUUGUGAUGAUGGAUGCAGAAACAAGCCAAAUAUACCGACUGGAGGCCCUUAAGUUCUGUGAAGAGUUUAAAGAGACCAGCUCCCUCUGUGUCCCAUGUGGCUUACAAUUAGCUGACAAAUCCCAGCCAGCUGUAGUGAGACACUUUGGUUUGCAAAUACUGGAACACGUCAUCAAGUUCCGAUGGAACAACAUGCAACAACAGGAGAAAGUGCAAUUGAAGGAGUGUGCCAUGCAGCUUUUAUCCAAGGGCACUCAUACUAUCCUGGAGGAGGAGAGCCAUGUCAAAGAUGCCCUGUCACGAAUAAUAGUAGAAAUGAUAAAGAGAGAAUGGCCUCAACACUGGCCAGACAUGCUGAAGGAGAUGGAGGCUCUUACCAGCCAAGGGGCGGCGCAGACAGAGCUGGUCAUGUUGAUACUCCUGAGGCUGGCAGAGGAUGUGAUCACCUUCCAGACGUUGCCCACCCAACGACGCAGAGACAUCCAGCAAACUCUCACACAAAACAUGGAUAACAUCUUCAGUUUCAUGUUAGCAAUUCUCCAUAUUAACGCAGAGGACUACCGCAAAGUGAAAGGGUCACCUGGACAUGAGCUGCAGGCCAGAUCUCACUGCCGAGUUGCCGUGGCCGCGCUGAAUACACUCGCGGGCUACAUUGACUGGGUGUCUCUGGUACACAUCACCUCUAGAAACUGUCAUCUGCUGGAGAUGUUGUGUCUGCUAUUAGGUGAACCAGAGCUACAGCUGGAGGCUUCAGAGUGCCUGCUCAUUGCUUUGAGCCGAAAGGGCAAACUGGAGGAGAGGAAGCCGUUCAUGCUGCUGUUUGAUGACGUGGCCAUCCAGUACAUCCUCUCUGCAGCCCAGUCAGCAGAUGGAUUGGCAAUAUGUACAAAUUCGACCAACCCGUCAUCAGUGGAGGUGGUGGAGCGGCGUUACGUCUUCUUGAAGAGGCUCUGUCAGGUGCUGUGUGCUCUGGGAUUCCAGCUUUGCUCGUUAGUGGGUUCAGAUGUAAAAGUUGAAGUGCCUGCAAAUCUCAGCAAAUACACAGAGGCUCUGUUAGCCUUCACUACACAUUCCAGUCAGUUUUUAAAAUCAUGCACUCUAUCAACAUGGGGAGCUUUGUUCAGACACGAGACCCUGUCAAAGGAUGCCGUUGUUACAGAGAUGGCUGUCAAAUACCUCAAAGCCUCUAUGACUAACCUCGUCAAGACCGGGUUUCCAUCCAGACACGAUAGCCCAAGUUCUGAGUACUCCCGGGUGGACUUUGACAGCGAUGAAGAUUUCAACUCCUUCUUUAACUCUUUCCGAGCGCAGCAGGGGGACGUCCUGAGGAGUGCGAGUCGCAUCGUCCCUCUGGAAGCUUUCCAUACCGCCGCAGAGUGGCUGCGGUAUCAGCUCACCAGCCCAAUAGAUCCUGGAGAUGCCAUGUCAAAGACAGCAGAGGGUUUAUGUUCCCUCCGGUCUCCAUCAGUCAUGCAGUGGGAUGCAGUGACGGUCUUCAUGGAGUGCGUGGUCUCUCAGGUCUUCAAAACUCUAGAGGAGGAGAAGCUGCCCGUCGAUCAGGGCAUGGAACUGCUGCAGGCCGUGCUGAACUACGACACCAAAGACCCGCUCAUCAUGUCCUGCGUGCUCACCAAUGUCUCCGCCCUCUUCCCAUUUGCCAUCCAAAGACCUCAGUUCCUGCCACAGGUCCUCUACAAGCUGUUUAAAGCCAUCCCGUUUGAGAUUGAACAGGAUAGAAAAAUACCUCGGACCCGAGCUGUGAAGAACCUGAGGCGGCACGCCUGCUGUUCUAUCAUCAAAAUUUGCCGGGAUUACCCGCAGUUCAUCUUGCCUUGCUUUGAAGUGUUUUACAAUCACGUGAAGGAGCUGUUUUCCAGCGAAGCCUCACUGACGUACACGGAGAAGUGCUCACUGAUGGAAGCCCUGGUGCUCAUCAGUAACCAGUUUAAAGACUUUGAAAAGCAAAGAGCUUUUCUAGACGAGCUGAUGGCCUCCGUGGUCACAGAAUGGACCUCAGAGGAGAUCAGGAGUGUACUGUGGGAUCCAGCCAGGUUCCUGUCCUUUAUUGGAGCAGAUCAGGUUGUCACUGAGCCAAAUGAAGAUGUAGAUACAGCGUGCUUUAAUAGAGGGCGAAUGAGCUUCUGUUUGAAUGCCAUGCUGGUUGUGGUGAAGCGUGCACGUUGGCCUGCCAGUCUGGAAGAAGCUAAGACCGGAGGCUUCGUGGUGGGCUACACCCCCAGCGGAGCCCCCAUCUACAGAAAUCCCUGCACCGCCCAGUUUCUGGCCUUUCUGCCCAAUCUGCUGGCUUUAAUAAGGACUCACAACAGUCUGUUUAUCCCAGAGAACAUGGCUCGCCUCGGUGAGACUUUCUCCAGAGCUCACGAAAUGAUGGAUGGGGAAAAGAACGUAGUUCUAGGUCUCCCUCAAUAUCCAGUGGAUAUUUUUGACACCCCAAUAUAUAGAAGCAACCUGGAGCGCAUGCAGGGAUUUUUAUGCACACUAUAUGACAGCUGCUACAACGUCCUGGGAAACGCCGGCCCAUCUCUGCAGCAGGAGUUCUACACUAUUGACAGGCUGGCUGAAGGAAUAGCUGGUUCAGCAUUUGUGUCCCUCGACCACAUGCCUGACCACAGAAUUUGCCUUGACGAGUGCGUACGGCUGUUUCUGAAGCAGCUGGUGCUCUCAUGUCCUCUGGAGUACUAUGACAGUCUGCUCCGCCCUCUGCUGGGCCCUCUGUUCAGCUACAUGAUGCAGAGGCUUAACAUGAAGUGGCAAGUCAUCAACCAGAGGACGUCUGUCGAUGAUGAGGAUGAAGAGGAGCAGGUGGUCUGUCAGGAGAGCCAGGUGACCCAGGAGAUGCUGGAGGAGCAGCUUGUGCGCCUGCUCACCAGGGAGGUCAUGGAUUUUCUCGCUGUGAGCUGCAUUUCCAGAAAGGUGGCUGAACCCACAACAAACAAGGAGGAAAUGGAUGAGGAAGACGUGAUGAUGGAUGCAGCACAGACGGCGACUCCUGCACACCCCUCUGAUGAGCUGACUGAGCUGGGAAAAUGCCUGCUUAAGGACGAGAACAUCUACAUGUCCCUGCUGACCCUGUCCUUCACCUCUCUGUCGUGGAAAGACACCACAAACUGCCAUCGGACCGCUUCCAUGGUCUGCUGGACCCUCCUGCGGCAGGUCGUGGGGGGUAAUCUCCUUCCCGAAGCAGUUACGUGGUUUUAUACCAGUGUACUUCGAGGCCUUCAGAUCCAUGGGCAGCAUGAAGUGUGUAAUUCCACCCUGUCUCAGCUGGCCAUGCUCAUCUAUGAAAACCUGCGGCCUCGCUACUCAGACCUGAAAGCAGUGAUGAUCCAAAUUCCAAACAUUAAUUUGGAGGCGCUGGACCACUACGAUCACAGGCUUCUGGACCCCAAAGCCCAGAAGGUCGGAGAGAAGAAGCGGAAAGACCAGUUCAAGAAGCUCAUAGCAGGAACUGUUGGGAAAGCUCUGUGCCAGCAGUUCAGGAAGGAGGUCCAUAUCCGAAAUCUUCCGUCGCUGUUCAAAAAGCCAAAGCCAGAGAAGGACAUACACGACGGCGAGCCGCUGGGCAUCGCCGCGCUCUUCGCCCCCGAGAACGAUUCCCUGUAGAGACUCAAUGAUUGGAGUGGAAUUCCCAGCGAGUGGAGACAGAGUUAUGCGUGCACACCGCAGUUUUGGUCAGCGUCCUCCGGCCGGGGCGUCGUGGCCCAACUUAUCUGUCAACACUCCUGUUUUUCAGAGAAAAAGCCCUCCUCUCACUCUCACAGAGCCGCAGCACCCUUAACACUCAAACCUCUCCUCCACCUUUCUUAGCACACACGUAAAUGGAAAAAAAAAGCUGUAUCUGCUGUGGAAAUUUGUAGGAAAUAUUUCUGACAGAUUUCACUUUGGAGAAAAUCUUCAAGUACCAGAGUAAGAUUUUUUCUGCUGAAACUUCCAGCCCCAAACCCAACAUACCCCUUAUUUUUAUUUGGUGCAUUUUUCUCAUUUUCUCUCUUUUUUUUUUUUCUUCUUUUUUUUGUAAUCAGACAUGGCCACAAACACACAAAAAAAGAAUGCCGCAAAU
Menidia menidia (Atlantic silverside) is the source of this 4262-nucleotide messenger RNA. The record is from the annotation of a GenBank genome assembly. Lineage: Eukaryota; Metazoa; Chordata; Actinopteri; Atheriniformes; Atherinopsidae.